Molecule: messenger RNA, 1377 nt
Organism: Emiliania huxleyi CCMP1516
Lineage: Eukaryota; Haptophyta; Isochrysidales; Noelaerhabdaceae
Exons: 7
Coding region: 1-1377 (458 amino acids)
Biological process (GO): monoatomic ion transport
Cellular component (GO): membrane
Molecular function (GO): extracellular ligand-gated monoatomic ion channel activity
Source: RefSeq, a predicted model, not a curated record
AUGUUCACUCCGUUCUCUGCGCCGCCCACGCCGCGCGAGCGGCCGCUCGCCUGCGAGGUUGCUCGUAUCGAUAUCUUACACAUCUCCAAGAUAGACCAGAUCGAGCACGCCUUCAGCGCACGCCUGUUCAUCCAGCUCAUCCUCCGAGGUGGACAGCACGACGCUGCUCUCCUCGAAGGCUUCAACGAGCCCGCGCCCGAGUUUUCGCUACGGCCGAGCGCCACCUGGCUCCUGCACCAGUUCCACUUUCCGAAUGCGCUCAGGCUCGAGUUCGCCGAGCGGAAGGUGACCAAGAUGGGCGCCGACGACCUGCACAUGAUCCUCCGCGUGGACGGCACCUUCCUCCAGCACUUCCAGCUGCAUGACUUCCCAUACGACUCGCAGACGCUGCAGGUCCACCUCUCCUCCCACUGCGCCAACGAGGGCGUCGCGCCCGUCCGCUUCAAGUGGUCCCCGUUCACCGUCAAGCUGCAGCGGCCGACGCACUUCGCGCUCAAGGAUGUCUGGGAGCUGGACAAGCCGGUGCGGCUCGACCUCGAGACGCUCAGCCCGUCGCCCGGCCGGACGUACCCGGUCCUCAAGGCUUGCGUCGAGGUGACGCGCAAGCCGACCUACCACCUCGUCAACGUGGUCUUCCCGAUGGCGUGCUUCGUGCUGAUGGGCUGCUGCCAGUUUGCGCACGAGGCGCCGCUGCCCUGGCGCCGCUACCGCUGCCCUGGCGCCGCUACCGCUGCCCUGGCACCGCUACCGCCGCCCUGGCACCGCUACCGCCGCUUUGGCACCGCUACCGCCGCCCUGGCACCGCUGCCGCUGCCGCUGCCGCCGCCGCCGCCGGGCGCGAUCGUGCUCACCAGCACGGCAUACAAGAUGUCCGUCUCGGGCUCCAUCCCAAUGAUUGCCUACGUGACGCUGCUCGACAAGUACGUGCUCGCCUGCAUCAUGAUUUGCAUCCUCCUCGUCUUCGAGGCGGCGUUCGUGCGCGACGCCUACGCCGACUCGGUCGCGCUCGUCGCCGCGAUCGGCCUCUUCGUCGCCCUGCAGGCCGCCUUCUGCUACCAGGCCUAUUACGCGGUUCCCCACCGUGCGGAGAAGCGGCGGCGCGGGUCUCCCAUGGCAGGGCCGCGACCGGCACGCCGACAGUCCGCGGUGUCCCCGCGGAGAGUGGCGCCCGCGGGCAUUCGAGCGGAGGCGCUUCAACGGCUCGGUGGCUUCGUCUCCCUUCGCGGCCGCGGGCUGGUCGACGUCGAGUCCGGAGACAGCGACCCGCCCGGCGAGGACGGGGUCGAUGGGGAGGCGCCGCGCAGCAAGAAGGGGGCGACGGCGGUGGCGCGCGACCGCAGCAUGGGCCACGAUGCCAUGGGAGUAGCGUGCUUGUGA